Molecule: messenger RNA, 318 nt
Organism: Trichoplax adhaerens
Lineage: Eukaryota; Metazoa; Placozoa; Uniplacotomia; Trichoplacea; Trichoplacidae
Exons: 4
Source: RefSeq, a predicted model, not a curated record
UGUACAGUGUACACACUGUACAGUGAGUACUGUACAGCAGUGCUCCGUACAAUCCUAUUGUUGAUUGAGUACUGUACAGCAGUGCUCCGUACAAUCCUAUUGUUGAUUGAUACAGUGUACUGUACAGUCAGGCACCUUUGUACUGUACGUGGAGUACUGUACUGUACUACUGAUGGGUACUGUACACUGUACAGUAUAUAUUACACCUUUGUACUGUACGUGGAGUACUGUACUGUUGAUAGACUGAUGGGUACUGUACACUGUACAGUAUAUAUUAGUGGACAAUUUGAAUUGAUGAUCGACGACGAUACCAUUUGA